CGCCGGCCCCCGGCCGCCGGCGGCCCGGCCAUGCCCGCGCCCCGCCGGCUCUGAGCGCGGCCGGGCGAUGGAGGCGGCGGCGCUGGCGCGGGAGGGCGGCGGCCAGGGCCCCCCGCCCCACGAGCCCAUCAGCUUCGGCAUCGACCAGAUCCUCGGCGGCCCCGAGCCCGCGGGCGGCGGCGGCGGGGGCCCGGCCCGGGCGGCGGGGGAGCCCGACUACGGGCUCUACGGCGGCGGCUACGGCCCCGCCUGCUCGCUCGGCUCCUACAACCUCAACAUGAGCAUGAACGUGAGCGUCAACGUGACCCCCGCGCCCGCCGCGCCGCCCGCCGGGGUCAUCCGCGUCCCGGCGCACCGGCCCGCGCCCGCCGCGCCGCCCGCCGCGCCGCCGCCGGUGCCCGGGCUCUCGGGGCUCACCUUCCCUUGGAUGGAGACGACGCGCCGCAUCGCCAAGGACCGGCUCUCAGCUGCGCUGUCGCCCUUCGCGGCGACCCGCCGGAUCGGGCACCCCUACCAGAACCGCACGCCGCCCAAGCGGAAGAAGCCGCGCACCUCCUUCAGCCGGGUGCAGAUCUGCGAGCUGGAGAAGCGCUUCCACCGCCAGAAGUACCUGGCCUCGGCCGAGCGCGCCACCCUGGCCAAGGCCCUCAAGAUGACGGACGCCCAGGUCAAGACCUGGUUCCAGAACCGCCGCACCAAGUGGAGGAGGCAGACGGCGGAGGAGCGCGAGGCAGAGCGCCAGCAGGCCAACCGCCUGAUGCUGCACCUGCAGCAGGAGGCCUUCCAGAAGAGCCUGAGCCAGCCGCUGCCCCAGGACCCGCUCUGCAUGCACAACUCCUCCCUCUACGCCCUGCAGAACCUGCAGCCCUGGGCUGAGGACAACAAGGUGACGUCUGUCUCAGGGGUGGCCUCUGUGGUGUGAGGUCC
Molecule: messenger RNA, 927 nt
Organism: Harpia harpyja (harpy eagle)
Lineage: Eukaryota; Metazoa; Chordata; Aves; Accipitriformes; Accipitridae
Gene: TLX2
Product: T cell leukemia homeobox 2
Exons: 3
Coding region: 68-922 (284 amino acids)
Biological process (GO): regulation of transcription by RNA polymerase II; animal organ development
Cellular component (GO): nucleus
Molecular function (GO): DNA-binding transcription factor activity, RNA polymerase II-specific; RNA polymerase II cis-regulatory region sequence-specific DNA binding
Source: RefSeq, a predicted model, not a curated record